Filobasidium floriforme is the source of this 492-nucleotide messenger RNA. RefSeq lists its product as uncharacterized. The transcript has 3 exons. The record is from RefSeq and is a predicted model, not a curated record. Lineage: Eukaryota; Fungi; Basidiomycota; Tremellomycetes; Filobasidiales; Filobasidiaceae. The coding region runs from base 1 to 492 and encodes 163 amino acids.
AUGCUCUUCCAUAUCUGCGCGGCCCUUUCCUUGCUAGCUGGACUAGCCACCGCCCAGCCCUGCGAUGGAACGUCCCAGACGAUCACGGCUCAUAAAUUCGCCCGAUACGAAGCCGCAUCCGGUAAUUUCGGGGGACAACCGCUUGGAUCUUUCGGCAGGGCCAACGAAAUCGAGUGUGCAAACCUCUGCCAUGACCGCUCGGAUUGCGUCUCUUUCACGUUCCAAUCCGGAACUUGCACCAUCUACCCAUACGCCACGGCCCGGAUUGCGAAAGGCAAGCAGUUUGUGGCCAAUCCUGGAGCCUGUGAUGAACAGUUCAAUCGAGGGGUCAGAUACGCUGAAGGUGGAUUCCAUCCUCCGCAGUCGAGGCGCCCCCCAAUGCGCCCGGGGCCUGCUGCGAGAUUUACUAUCCCUGAUCUCCCCGACGAAGUGGUCCAGACCUUGAUGCGAGGGAAAUUGAUUCUUGACGCCAUUGUCUACUGCGGGCGGUAG